Rana temporaria (common frog) is the source of this 3997-nucleotide messenger RNA. It is a transcript of the gene UNC119B, whose product is annotated as unc-119 lipid binding chaperone B. NCBI's taxonomy places the organism in Eukaryota, Metazoa, Chordata, Amphibia, Anura, Ranidae. The record is from RefSeq and is a predicted model, not a curated record. Gene Ontology annotation, biological process: lipoprotein transport; cilium assembly; nervous system development. Gene Ontology annotation, molecular function: lipid binding. Bases 83 to 850 code for a protein of 255 amino acids. The transcript has 5 exons. Gene Ontology annotation, cellular component: cilium.
AUGUAUUCUUAUUGGCCAAUUGCCUUUGACUAGACACGCCCCGCUCUGCCUACUCUACGCUCAUUAUGUUACUAGGCAGCGGAUGGCCCCUCCCACUCUCCAUAGUUACGGUAUUAGCGGAGGUGGCAGCCGCCAUCUUGUUGUAGAAAUGAGCGGGUCGAACCGAGAAGCAGCGAAAGAAGAGCGUAAGAAGGCGGGGGGCGGGGUGAUCAACCGGCUGAAGGCUCGGCGCGUGCACGGCGAUGGGGAGCUGCGGGGAGCGGCCGCGGUCACCGAGCAGGAGCUGUUAGGCCUGAAGGAGCUGAAACCGGAGCAGGUCCUAGGCCUGGGCCGGGUCACAGAGAAUUACCUGUGCAGACCUGAGGAGAAUGUGUUCGGGAUUGACUUCACUCGCUUCAAGAUUCGGGACCUGGAGACUGGCACUGUGCUCUUUGAGAUCUCCAAACCCUGCUCAGAUCCUGAUGAGGAAGAACCAGAAUCUGGGCAACUAGAUAGCAGUGCUGGCCGAUUUGUACGUUAUCAAUUCACACCUGCAUUUCUAAGGCUUCGGAAGGUUGGUGCCACGGUAGAGUUCACAGUGGGUGAUAAGCCUGUGACUAGUUUCCGAAUGAUUGAGAGACAUUUCUUCCGUGAUCGGAUCCUUAAAACUUUUGACUUUGACUUUGGAUUUUGCAUUCCAAAUAGCUGUAAUACCUGUGAACACAUGUACGAAUUCCCACAACUGUCAGAGGAUAUAAUCCGGAUGAUGAUUGAUAACCCAUAUGAAACAAGAUCUGAUAGCUUUUACUUUGUGGACAACAAGCUUAUCAUGCAUAAUAAAGCGGACUAUGCCUACAAUGGAGGACAAUGAGGAUCAAUUUCCUCAGACUGAAAACCGAUGUUCCAGGACAGGAGCUGGGGUUGUUGCAUCUCUGUGUGGUCAGUCCUUUAUUCAACAGAUCAAGAAGCGGCGUCUUUUUUUUAUAAAAACGCUGUAAUUGGAAGACUUUGUACAAAGGAAAAAAUAUUUAUUUUUUGUAAUAUACACUGAUCUUAUAUCAGUUAAACAACCUUCAGAUCUUUUGAAGGAAGCUAGUUUUGCUGUUACAGUAAAUUAUACUUUCUAUCCUGAAAGCACGCAGAUAUCGUUGGCAUAAAUGGUAACUUGACAUGUUCUGUGAAAUAUGAUUUUACUUUUGUCCUCUCCAUAGACAGACUUUGCACAUCACCAUUUGCUGUAUGUUUAUUGUAUGGUAUUGAGUUCACAUCAAGGAUAUAGAAAAUGUCCCUUAUAAAAAUGCGUUCUUGGGCCUCAUGCACACAAAAUGCUAAAACCAGGCAUUUUUUGGGUACCUUGCAGGCGCAAGUGCAGUGUACAGAGCCUGCUGCCGCCACCAGCCUGUUGCAAUCAAUGACCCGAGUGGUACUUCUAUACAAUGCCGCAUGCUUCAAAUGCAGAAAGUCUGCAUAAGGUCAUGUACACAACUACACAGUCGCAUACAGUCACUGGGCACCCAAAAAUGUGUUGUGUGUGGUGUUUUUUUUUGCUUUACAUGCCAAUCUACCCAUGUGCAUAACACCUUACUUUAAUAAAGCAUUGUUAUAAUGCAAAUUGCCUUCACAAGGAAAAUAAGCAGACCCUAUCCUCACCAAUCUUUUAUUUAUUUUUUUUAACUGUCAAACAGCUGCCGAACCAUGGUACAGGUAGUUGUUCUGAUGUCACAUCGGUUUUGACACCUACUGAAAUAUUGCAUGCCUGAUAAGCCAUGUUGAUUAAAACCUUAAUCAAAAUAUCCAGUGAACUGCACCACAAAAAAAAAACUAAUCGAUGCAUGCAGCUGUCGGUAAGGAGCAAUACAAAAAUUCCAAGGUCAAAAUGCAGAUCACAAUCUCCACAAUGACGUCGCAUUCAAACAUCUCGUCCUAUGUAUGUUUCGUCCAUUGACGUCACUUAAAACCUUAACUGCACAGCUUGAAAUAACAUGAGUAAAAGAGAUGCUCUGAAAAUGCUGGAGUGUGGGGAAGGCUUGGGAACACAUGAGCUGUAAAGUAUAGUCUCCCUUAAACAUACAAUGCUGUAUUCUAUUUUUGAGAGAUUCGCUUGGGUUUGGCCUAUGUUCUCAGGAAUGGUCUCUUUCCAUUAUGAGCUGUGACUUGACCUGUUCUGCCAAAUUAUAGCUUGUAUGGUCCCACUAUUCGCUUCCAUAGAAUGUUAAAGGGGUAUUUUUAAUGGAGAAUAUUGUUUAAGUUGUGCUAAAUUUGAUGUACAAACGUCUUAACUUUCAUCAUAAAGCAAACCCCCCCCAUAUGGUAGUACACACGUUCAGCUACAUUAGUGCAGAGGAUGACAGGACUGUAUGGAGCAAGGUAAGGUGAAGUUACUCAGUCUCAUUAACGCCAGGUUCUUUUCACACAAUUUCUAAUAGAGGUAUUGUAUACUAUUUUUGUACAAUUUAAUUAUGUCAAUAUGGUUGUACUUUGUGUCAGAACAGCUUAUUGUUACCACUUGUUACCUGCUGUUGGUCAAAAUGUGCCUAUUUUUUCCCAAAAAUGUCCAGUUCUAUAUAUUCUUAGCGUUAUAAGCUUUAAACAAGGGUAAGGCCCCUUUCACACAGGGCAGAUCCGCUCAGCUGGAGAUCGCUCUAUUGAUUCCCCCUGAGCAGGCGGAUGACUGGUCCAUCUCUGCUCACUGUGCAGGGACGAACCUGUCAGAGCCCGCUGCUCUCUAUGGGAAGAUCGGACGUAUCACCAUCCGUCUGUUUUCGGAGGAUCUUGACGGAUCGGAUGGCAGGUGGGUGUCAGCAGAUACAUCUCCACUGACAUCCGCCUGCCCAUACAAGUCAAUGGGUGGCCCACUUGGAUUCGCCUGAAAAACGGACAGGCAGAUCAUUUAGAACUUUUUAUUUCAAAAUCUCUUGGGACUCUUUUGAAUUAUUUUUGGAGUUGAAAAUAAAUGUCUUUUCUAUAAAAAAAAAAAAAAUCCUUGGCCUGUAGUUUUAGCUUUAAGAGUUUUAACCUGAACUAAUGAUGAAGCUUUAAAUUAACCUUCACUUCCAUUAAAGUUCCAAGCAAUAACUUUUCUACCCGAAUACCAGCCGCGAAUUUCAACCACGGGGACUGGAGAAUGGGUUAAAGCCAGAUCACCUAAAUGUCUUCCAUAUCCAAAGAUUUGUUGGGAUUGCUUAAAGUGACCCUGUCACAGGGGGGAGGCCAUGAAAGCAAGCCUGUACAAAGAGAAGCGGUAUGCUUACCCUUUUGGCAAGUAGUGUGUUAAAUUCUCACGAUCUCCAAGAUCUGUGUGCACUGCGGCUAUCAUACACUUAUGGGUGGGUGUGUUUGUGUCCUGAUGAUGGGGUCGCAGGAGGAAACCAUUACCCCAUUCCCCCCCCCCCUGCAUACACUUGGUGACAGAGUACAUUUAAGAUCAAUACAUACCUGAGUUUUUGGUAGUUACCAUGUAGCAAAAUAAUGAAUUCAAAAAGUGGUCAUUCACGUUUUAAUACUGUAUUAUAAGAAUAUGCUGCCUUGUUUGGUUCUGCUGCCAACGUUAAAAAGCAGCUUGCCAAGUAAUCUCACAUUUUAAAGUAAACUUUUUUCUUUCCAGUUACAGUCCACAAAGGACAGCUUUACGUUGUGGACACCUGUCCUUUACUCGCAAGUGUACUUUACUAGGUGCCAUGUUUUCACUAAUGAAAACUCGCAUGCAUUGACCUUGUUCUUAAAAAGCCUUUGGUAAAGGGACUAUAGUAGAUGCAGGAAAAUCUGCUGCUUAUCCUGGGAUCUACUGGAUUACAUUUAUAGGGUGUAAAUGUGUAGGUUUUUUUUUUUUUUCUUCUGUUAAUUAUAAUUUUGUAACUGUUGACAUACUGACUGUAAAGUUAGUUUAGCUGGAUGGUACAACUAAGCAGAGUGUACAGCGUUUGCAAUAGUGUAAUGUUUUGUUUUUGUUUUACCCAUAGUCAAUGGGCUGUUUAUAAGAUCUUGUAUUUUUCUGUAAUAAUAAAGUUUAUAAUAAGUG